AUGGAUGAACAACAUUCUGCUCGAAGUGCUUGGCCAGAUCCUCCCAACUACUAUAAACGAUACACCUCAGAGAAUUUGGAACAACUGAAACAGGCCAAAAAGAUGGGUGUCUUUCCAGAACAACCACUAACAGCACCACUAAACUCUGAAUUUUUACUCAAAGAACUCGAACCACCAGUACCACCUACAGAUGAAUACACUGUAUUUGAUCAGAAAUGGCAGAUCAAUGAUCGCUUGCCAACACUCGAAGAACUUCAAGUGAAGCAAUUGUAUCCAGAAAGUGGAGAUAUAGACCGCGUUAAAGAAUUAAAGAAGCUAAAUAGAUCUCUCAUUACGCAGUUUUUAAACUUGUUGGACGUACUUGUAAAGAAGCCCGACGAGUUUGGUAGAAACAUCGAGAAUAUCAGCAAUAUAUUUAUUAAUAUGCAUCACAUUCUGAACGCGUAUCGUCCACAUCAAGCAAGAGAAACGUUACGACUACUUAUGGAGACUCAAUUAGCAAAAAAGCGUCAACAAACUUUAGAAUUAAGAGCUAAAUCUAAAGAGGCUACUGAUUUCCUUCAAGGUCUGCAGAUUGUUAAAAAGGAAGAAUAA
Gilbertella persicaria is the source of this 594-nucleotide messenger RNA. RefSeq names its product mediator complex, subunit Med7. Lineage: Eukaryota; Fungi; Mucoromycota; Mucoromycetes; Mucorales; Choanephoraceae. Bases 1 to 594 code for a protein of 197 amino acids. The transcript is spliced from 6 exons. Gene Ontology annotation, molecular function: transcription coregulator activity. The record is from RefSeq and is a predicted model, not a curated record. Gene Ontology annotation, cellular component: core mediator complex; mediator complex. Gene Ontology annotation, biological process: regulation of transcription by RNA polymerase II.